UGAAAUAUAUGUAAUAAUUAAAUUAAUUGCUCCAUCCAUAACUGAAUAUAAUAUUACAAGGAACGUUCAUAAUUUAUCACAUCUGUUUCAUUGCACAUAUCAUUCGCAUAUUGUUAAGGUUUCAUUAAAACGUAGUAAACUAGACAGCAACUAACCAGAAUCACGCUUAUUUAAGGUUUACCAAAAAGUAUUUGGAUUGAACCAUUGGAGCAAAGUCUUACCAAAUUAUUAUUACUCGUAGCCUUAAUAGUAUAUGUUAGUAUAUUCAUCAUACAUAUAAUACAAGUAUAUAUACUUAUAUGGUACGUACAUAGUUACUGAAUCCUGUACCAACGAUCUGUGGUAAAUAUUAAGACUAAUUUGUGCAUACUACGUAUUCUUCUAUUUUAACUUAUAAUUAAGCUACAUUUCUCGUGGUUAGGUUAAUGCGAUUGCAUGUUUACUUAUAAUGCUUCGCUGCAUAAUUCGGAUUGUGGUUUACUUACAUUCAAGGCAUGGUCAAUUAUAUUAGUCUAGUGUAACUAAUUAUUUCACAAACAUUGUAAUAAAGUUUCUUUCAGUAAAUUUAUUGUUUUUUAUUUCAAAUGCAUGAAGUUUGUUUAAAUAAAUAAUAGCGUUAACGUCAUUGUUGCAAACAUAAGAAUUUGGUUAAGUGUCUGCUUAUAAUGAAUAGAAAAGUCUUUGGCCUAACAAUAAAAGAACUUAUUUUUAAUAAAAAUAUGACUUUAUUCUCCCUCACAAUUUUCAUCUGAUUGUAGAGUAAUUUUUAUCAAAACACGAAAUUCAUAUUUUCCUUUGUAAACAUAAAUAUCAGAGCAGCGUAACAUUGAGAACAAUGGAAAGAAAUGUCAUGAAACAUUGACAUUAUUCUAUUGAUCUCUCGGGCAGGCCAAAGUCUUUUCAGCUCACAUUUGUUCGUUUGAAAAGUAUACCGGAAACAUGUGUUCCUAAAGAAAACUUAUCAAAGUAAGGAUGGGUUAAAUUCCGACGGAAACGUAUAAAACAUCGAUUUUUUGGAUGAAGUUUAUCGGAAAUACGGGAUCAUUACAAUCAUUAUAAGAGCUACGUACGCACCGAUUUCGCUUAUUGUUGCAAAAAAUAUAUACCGCAAUUGAAUGCCAAAAACGCGACAUUGUAUGAAAGUAGAUAUGGCCAGUCUUUGUCGAUAUUUGUUAGAGGACGUCGUAAGAAUAAGUAGUACAAAAUUAUUUUUAAAUUGUAAAGAUGUUUGUGCGACGAAUGUGUCAUGAAACAGUAAUAGAAAUUUAGUUCUAGAGUUAUAACUUCUUUAUAAUAAUUUUGGACUGGUUGCGGUUUAGAGAUGACUCAAGUAGUUCCAAGUGUAGUAGAUUCUCGUAGAUAGUUACUGUGCAGCCAAAUCGUGCUCGCAGUUUUGUUGUUUUCGUUGCGGAUUUUUUACUUUAAUUAUUGUAUAAUUUGAACUACAAUAUUUAGGCAAUGUAAAAAAUUCAAUGCUCUUCUAUCAAUUUUUAAUAAGCAACUAGUUCAUAAUUAAUUUAAUUUUUUUUCUCAUUUUCUUAAAAAUAUACCUUAAGCUAUGGCGAGAGAAAUUUGUUUUACAUUAUUUUACUACUUCCUGGCAUUGUAUGAUUAAUGUUGUUGCUUAGUUGUCGUUUAGAUAGCAAUCGAACCGGCACAUCCAGUGCAGUAUUGAAGUAAUUUCUUUCGCAAUAUUGCGGCAACAGGUAGGUUGGUUAGCAAUUGGUGUUAAGAAUUCCCAUUAAUGUGCAAUGUACCGUUUGUUGCUUGUGGUGGCUGCACGCCGUAUCGCUUCAGUACAUAAGAGUGCAAUUAGUUCUGCGCUACUGUUUGCUGUCCUUAUUUUUUAAUGUUUACUAUUCUAAAACAUUGCUUUACUUAUAUGUAGCUUCUUAUAGUACAAGUGUGUCAGCUGUGCAAAAAUUAGCUUCAAAUUUGUAAAAUAACAUAUGUACAUAUUGUGCCCUAUGAUGCCUAACUAAACCUCUGGACUAUCGCUAAAUGUUAAAUAUUUAAUACGAGUAAUACAUAAUUUGAAUAUUAAGCUGAAUAAAAAAGUCUUAGAACACUAGCCUUUAUGGAAAAACAAAAUGUGUUUAGUUUUCAUUGAGUAUGGCCAUCGUUCACAAUAUAAAAAGCAUUCAAAUGUAUUCACUUAAAAUAAUGAUAACUGCUUAGAGUUUAAUCCAAAAACUUUAAGCAGUGCAAAAGUAUUAUUCCACUCAGUAUAUUUUUCUAUUCCCGUCAUAGAUUCAAAUUUCAAAAUAGAAAAUAAAUAUGUACGUAUACAUGCAUAUGUUCAUUCAGUUUCUGUGCUCGAAAUGGUUUAUAAAAAUCUUAGAUUGGUGACGUCAACGUUAAAGGAAAUAAGUACAUUUUUCAAUGAUACUCAUAUUAGAGGGAAGAACUUUAGUAGUACAACUAAUGAUGAUAAAACAAAAAAAAUAAACUAUCGGAAGGAAACCGAUACUUUUGGAGAACUUCAAGUUCCUGCUGAUAAGUAUUAUGGAGCUCAAACUCUUCGGUCAAAAAUUAACUUCCCGAUUGGAGGAAAAAGGGAGAAAAUGCCAAAAGAAAUAAUAAUAGCAAUGGGAAUAUUAAAGAAAGCCUCCGCCGAGGUGAACAGAGAAUAUGGAUUGGAUAGCAAAAUAGCUGAAAAUAUUUCGAAGGCUUGCGACGAGUUAAUAUCUGGCAAAUUAUACAAAGACCACUUUCCUUUAGUUAUUUGGCAAACAGGAUCAGGUACGCAAACAAACAUGAACUGUAAUGAAGUUAUUAGUAAUCGUGCUAUCGAAUUAAUGGGUGGUGAAUUGGGCUCCAAAAAACCUGUCCAUCCAAAUGAUCAUGUAAACAUGUCUCAGAGCUCAAAUGACACGUUCCCUGCUGCAAUUCAUAUUUCUGUAGCAAUGCAACUAGUAAAUACACUAAAACCGAAUAUUGAAUUUAUGCAUGAAGGUUUAAAACUGAAAUCGGAAGAGUUCAAGGAUAUUAUAAAAAUAGGACGAACACAUACAAUGGAUGCUGUACCUUUAACACUGGGUCAGGAGUUCAGUGGUUAUACACAACAAAUGACUUAUGCUCUUCAUCGAAUCGAUGCAUGCCUUCCACGGGUAUAUGAAAUUGCUCUUGGCGGAACUGCUGUAGGAACGGGACUUAACGCACCUGAAGGUUUUGCUGAAAAAGUUGCAAAAAGAAUUGGCGAAUUGACAUGUUUACCAUUUGUAUCUGCACCGAAUAAAUUCGAAGCGCUAGCAGCACGUGAUACAAUGGUAGAAGUAAGUGGGGUAUUGAACACAAUAGCAUGCAGUGUGUUUAAAAUAGCUAACGAUAUACGUUUUCUCGGUUCUGGACCCCGAUGUGGCUUUGGUGAGCUGAUGUUACCCGAAAAUGAACCAGGUAGCUCAAUUAUGCCAGGGAAAGUAAACCCCACACAAUGUGAGGCAAUUACGAUGGUUGCCGGACAAGUGAUUGGCAAUCAUGUCGCAGUUACUAUAGGAGGAUCUAACGGGCAUUUUGAAUUGAAUGUUUUCAAGCCAUUGGUGGUUUCGAAUGUACUCCGUUCUAUUCGAUUACUUUCUGACGCCUGUCGGACUUUUACCUGCAAUUGUAUUAACGAUAUACAACCGAACAAAGAUCGCAUCAAUAAGAUCAUGAACGAGUCUUUAAUGUUGGUGACAGCAUUAAACCCGCAUAUCGGUUACGAUAAGGCGGCACAAAUAGCUAAAACAGCUCACAAGAAUGGUACUACUCUUAAAGAAGAAGCAAUAAAUUUAGGUUACUUAACCGAACAGCAAUUUAUUGAUUGGGUAAAACCACAGAAUAUGCUUGGACCGAAAUCAAUGAUGCAGCGGGCUAAAACUAAUAAAUAAUCGUUAUAUAAUAUAUGUUAAUAUAUUAAUUACCUUAUAUGUAUGUAUCCGCAUCUGAAUAUAAUAUUUUCGUUAAUGAAGUACGUAAAAAUAUAAUGCGACAAUAACUAAUACUUUCAAUAAAGCUUAAAUAAAAACAAUUUAAA
Molecule: messenger RNA, 4015 nt
Organism: Bactrocera oleae (olive fruit fly)
Lineage: Eukaryota; Metazoa; Arthropoda; Insecta; Diptera; Tephritidae
Product: fumarate hydratase, mitochondrial
Biological process (GO): fumarate metabolic process; tricarboxylic acid cycle; malate metabolic process
Cellular component (GO): tricarboxylic acid cycle heteromeric enzyme complex; mitochondrion
Molecular function (GO): fumarate hydratase activity
Source: RefSeq, a predicted model, not a curated record